CUCUCUCUCUCUAUCUCUCCCUCUCUCCUCUCUAUCUCUCCCUCUCUCUCUCUAUCUCUCUAUCUUACUUCGUGGCUCCCUGACUCUACCUCUGCAGUCUGCUCCAGCUCCACCGUGCUGUGCUGGUCUCUUCUUUCUUGACUGAACCAGCCAGGGAAGAUGUCGUCCAACCCGUCCCCAGGAGCAGGGUCUGGACCCGGGGCCAAACCCAAAUCCCAGUCCCCCUUCAGGAAGAGGGGCAGCCUGCAGUACUCAACCAGCCCAUUUGACCCCCGUGGUGCCCGCCACCUCCUGACUUCCCAGCAUUCCUUGCCAGGGAUCCCCGUAGCGCUGAAACAGACCAUUGACCUACGCACCUCCAUGGACGGCAAGUACAAGGAGAUUGCUGAGGAGCUGUUCUCUCGCAGCUUAGCAGAGCGUGAUAUGCUCAGCGCCCCUUAUGAGUUCCCUGAGGACAGUCCCAUAGAACAGCUGGAGGAGAGACAACAACGACUACAGAGACAGAUCAGCCAGGAUGUCAAGUUUGAGCCAGAUAUCCUUCUGCGAGCCAAACAGGAGUUAAUGAAGACUGACAGCGCUACUGACCUAGAAUACCUGAAGGAGCAGAGCCAGGCAUUCAUGGACCUGUAUCCCAAGGAGAUGGAGCGGGAAGGAGAGAAGGAGUAUCAGCGGGUCUCCAUCUCUGGAGAGGAGAAAUGUGGGGUUCCCUUCACAGACCUGCUGGAUGCUGCUAAGUGUGUAGUGAAGGCCUUGUUCAUCAGGGAGAAGUACAUCGGCCUGUCCAUGCAGAGCUUCUGUCGAACCACAGCCAGCUACCUGGAGGAGCUCAGUGACAGACCUCUAGAUAUGGGUAUCUAUGAGGAGAUACCUGAGACUUCUGUUACUGCAGACUUAGACCAGACGGUCCAUCCUCCUGUCUCCGCCACACACCCCUAUGAAAACCAGGACCCUGCCUGUAUGCCUCCUGAUAUAGGCUACGGCUGCAAGAUGGUAAACGGUGUCGUCCACAUCUACACAAAGAAGGACAGCAUGGACACGUCUACAGAGUUGGAGCUGCCCUACCCAGACCUAUCGGAGUACAUCGCUGAUAUGAACGUCAUGACGGCCCUCAUCAUCAACGGACCUGUGAAGUCGUUCUGUUACCGUCGCUUACAGUACCUGAGUUCUAAGUUCCAGAUGCACAUCCUGCUGAAUGAGAUGAAGGAACUGGCAGCUCAGAAGAAAGUUCCUCACAGAGAUUUCUAUAACAUACGCAAGGUGGACACCCACAUCCACGCCUCGUCCUGUAUGAACCAGAAACACCUGCUGAGGUUCAUCAAGAGGGCCAUGAAGAAGUAUCCAGGGGAGAUCGUCCAUGUGGAGAGAGGCAAGGGACAGACGCUCAUGGAGGUGUUCCAAACCAUGAACCUCACAGCCUUCGACCUGAGUGUGGAUACACUGGACAUGCACGCUGACCGUAACACUUUCCAUCGCUUUGACAAGUUCAACGCCAAAUACAACCCCAUCGGCGAGUCCAUCCUGAGAGAGAUCUUCAUCAAGACAGACAACCACUUAGAAGGGAAAUACUUCGGACACAUCAUCAAGGAGGUGAUGGCUGACCUGGAGGAGAGUAAAUACCAGAACGUGGAGCUGCGUCUGUCCAUCUACGGCCGACAGAGGGACGAAUGGGACAAGCUGGCCCAGUGGGCCGUCAAACACCAAGUCUACUCUAACAACGUACGCUGGCUGUUGCAGGUGCCACGACUCUUUGAUGUGUACCACACAAAGAAGCAGCUGUCUAACUUCCAAGAGCUGCUGGAGAACAUCUUCAUGCCUCUGUUCGAGGUCACCAUCGACCCCACCAAUCACCGUGAGCUGCACCUCUUCCUACAGCACGUGGUGGGCUUCGACAGUGUCGACGAUGAGUCUAAACCAGAGCAUCACUGCUUCAACAUGGAGAGUCCUCUGCCAGCCAACUGGACUGAGGAAGACAACCCUCCUUAUGCCUACUACCUGUACUAUAUGUACGCUAACAUGACCGUGCUCAACCACCUGCGCAGGCAGAGAGGUUUCAACACCCUUGUGCUGCGUCCUCACUGUGGGGAGGCGGGGCCUAUCCAUCACCUGGUGUCAGGUUUCAUGCUGUCAGAAAACAUCUCCCACGGACUACUGCUUAGGAAGGCCCCUGUGCUGCAGUACCUGUACUACCUGGCUCAGAUCGGUAUCGCCAUGUCUCCUCUCAGCAACAACAGCCUGUUCCUCAGCUACCACCGUAACCCUCUGCCUGAAUAUCUGUCCAGAGGACUCAUGGUCUCACUGUCCACUGACGAUCCUCUGCAGUUCCACUUCACUAAGGAGCCUCUGAUGGAGGAGUACAGCAUCGCUGCUCAGGUGUGGAAGCUCAGCUCCUGUGACAUGUGUGAGCUGGCCAGGAACAGUGUUCUGAUGAGCGGUUUCUCUCAUAAGGUGAAGAGUUACUGGCUGGGCCCUCACUACAUCAAGGAGGGGCAGGAAGGAAACGAUAUCCGACGCACCAACGUCCCCGACAUCCGUGUGGCGUACCGUUACGAGACCAUGUGUGAAGAACUCAACCUCAUCACCCAGGCCAUCCGCACAGACGAGCUGGAGGCCAUCACAGAAGAGGAAGGGAAUCUGUGUAUGGGGCCUGUCUAGGGGGAGAGAGGAGGGGCAGAGAGGAGGGAGGUAUGUCUAUGGGGCCUGUCUAAAGGGAGAGAGCAGGGGCAGACAGGAGGGAGGUCUGUCUAUGGGGCCUGUCUAGGGGGAGAGAGGAGGGGCAGAGAGGAGGGAGGUCUAUGGGGCCUG
Oncorhynchus kisutch (coho salmon) is the source of this 2802-nucleotide messenger RNA. RefSeq names its product AMP deaminase 2. The coding region runs from base 160 to 2652 and encodes 830 amino acids. The record is from RefSeq and is a predicted model, not a curated record. NCBI's taxonomy places the organism in Eukaryota, Metazoa, Chordata, Actinopteri, Salmoniformes, Salmonidae. The transcript has 18 exons. Gene Ontology annotation, molecular function: AMP deaminase activity. Gene Ontology annotation, cellular component: cytosol. Gene Ontology annotation, biological process: AMP metabolic process; IMP salvage.